Oldenlandia corymbosa var. corymbosa is the source of this 3327-nucleotide messenger RNA. NCBI's taxonomy places the organism in Eukaryota, Viridiplantae, Streptophyta, Magnoliopsida, Gentianales, Rubiaceae. The record is from the annotation of a GenBank genome assembly.
AUGGGAAAUAACUGUGUGCAUGGCAGAUACUCAUUCCAGACUAUCUCUAAUUCUCUGUGGAAGAAUCGCUCACCCGAUAGGAUUGGAUAUGCAAACAGAGAGAUCAACGGUACUGAAGUUCCAUCCUCCAUGGCUAACAUUUCCAAGGAAUCAGAAGCUCGUUUACCUGUCCAACACACACCUCCUGAAAUGGUAAUUAUAGUCACAGAUGGGAGUAUUAAAUCCAAGCCUAUUAUUAGUUCUCAGGAAGUGAUCACGUUGAUGAAGGAAGACGAAAAACCAGCCAGUAAAGCUAACAAAUGGGAAGAUGUUGUCAAAGAAAACAAGGAAGUUGCAAACUCCAGGGAACCUGAAGAGCAGCCUAAACCAGCUGCUGCAGCUGUUAGACCAAAUCUGGUGGAAGAUGAAAAACCUGUACAGGUUUCUUGUACUGAGCUAAGUACCAAAGAAGAAACAGAGAAGCCUAAACCAGUUGCCAGGCCUGAGCAAAGGGGCCAGGCUGAGACGGAGAAGCCUAAACCAGUGGAGAACGAGAAGCGAAAGGUUCCUCGCAAUGUGAAGAGAAUGGCUAGUGCAGGCCUUCAGGUGGAUUCUAUUUUAAGAACUAAGACAGGGCAUCUUAAGGAAUACUACAAUUUGGGACCAAAACUUGGAAAUGGUCAGUUUGGAACUACUUUCCUUUGUGUGGAGAGAGCAACAGGGAAACAGUAUGCCUGCAAAUCGAUUGCGAAAAGGAAGUUAUUGACUCUGGAGGAUGUUGAUGAUGUCAGGAGGGAAAUUGAGAUUAUGCAUCACUUGUCUGGGAAUCCCAAUAUUAUUUCAAUCAAAGGGGCUUAUGAGGACAAUGUAGCUGUUCAUGUUGUCAUGGAACUCUGUUCAGGUGGCGAGCUUUUCGAUAGAAUUGUCAAGCGAGGGCAUUAUACAGAAAGAAAGGCUGCUCACUUAACCAGGACUAUUGUGAGUGUGAUUCAAACUUGUCAUUCUUUAGGUGUCACUCAUCGUGAUCUUAAGCCAGAGAAUUUCCUCUUUGUCAACGAGAAGGAAAACUCGCCAAUCAAGAUCAUAGAUUUUGGACUGUCUAUGUUCUUCAAACCAGGUGAAAGGUUCACAGAUGUUGUUGGAAGCCCCUAUUAUGUAGCCCCGGAAGUUCUUUGCAAGAAUUAUGGUGUAGAGGCUGAUAUCUGGAGUGCUGGUGUAAUUGUUUACAUUCUCCUCAGUGGUGUGCCUCCAUUUUGGGGAGAAAGUGAAAAGGAAAUUUUCAAAGAAGUGUUGCACGGUGAUCUUGACUUCUCAUCUGAUCCAUGGCCUAGAAUCUCUGAAGAAGCAAAAGAUUUAGUACGGAGAAUGCUUGUCAGAGAUCCCAGAAAGAGGCUAACAGCUCAUGAAGUUCUUUGUCAUCCUUGGGUUCAAGUUAAUGGGGUUGCUCCAGACAAGCCUUUAGAUUCUGCAGUCUUCAGCCGUUUGACACAGUUUUCUGCGAUGAACAAGUUCAAGAAGAUGGCUCUCAGGGUUAUUGCUGAAUGUUUGUCGGAGGAAGAAAUUGCGGGAUUGAAGCAAACUUUCAAGAUGAUAGACACAGACAACAGCGGCCAAAUUACUUUCGACGAAUUGAAGGCCGGAUUAAAGAAGCUGGGAGCCAAUCUCCAAGAAUCAGAGAUUUAUGAACUAAUGCGGGCUGCUGAUAUCGAUAACAAUGGUACCAUCGACUAUGGGGAGUUCAUAGCUGCAACAUUGCAUCUCAACAAAAUAGAGAAAGAGGCCAAUCUGUAUGCUGCAUUUCAAUAUUUUGACAAGGAUGGAAGUGGGUACAUUACAUUAGAUGAGCUCCAGAGGGCAUGCCAGGAAUUCGGCAUCCAAGAAUGCCACCUGGAAGAAAUGAUCAGAGAAGCUGAUCAAAACAAUGAUGGAUGCAUAGAUUACAAUGAGUUUGUGGCAAUGAUGCAUAAGGGAGUAGCUGAUUUUGGUAAGCAAAAAAUGGGGGAUGGGAUGGGGGUUGGAUAUAGGGAGGCAAUGCAGCUUGUGGUAAUGGAGUCCGAAAAUGGGGUAUUAACAGAAGAUGCAAAGAAUGGAGUUUUGGAAAUUGUUAAUGGAGAAGGACAAGAAGUUCAUCAUGACGUGGAGGAGGAAAGCGACAGUUUAAAACACAGUGAUCAAAUUUCUGAAACUGGAACAGAGGUGAAGGAAGCCAUUGAUACCUCGGUAUCAGAGGCUAAUUCAAAUACUAAGACGGCAAAUUCAGUUGAAAGUUCCAAAACCAAGAGUACGAAGAACAGUAAGACUAGUAGAAAUCAAGAGGGCUUGAAGGGCGGUGGUUCUUCAGCUUCGAUUACACGGAAACCGAGAGCAAGCUUGAGUCAGAGUUUAUCAUUUCCAGCCAAGAAGGGCUCUCAUCCAGAUGGUAUGAGGAGAAGCACUGAUUGGUUUCCUUCCAAAUUGGGUUCCAAAACAAAUCAUCAAACAAAUGGGGGAAGUUUGAGUUCGGGUUCCCGUUCCAAUCAGGGUGUAAAGACUAAUAAAAGUUCAGGGGAUGCAACAAGCAAGAGGACUGCUUUGGCUUCUCUGCCUUAUCUGAGGCAAUCUUCGUCGAUGAAAUCUACUUCUACCAGUGGAGGAGCUUCAAGAAAGGCAACCUCAGAGGAAUCAGUCACUAAACCUUCAGUUAAGGGGGAUGAUGAUGCUCAUUCUACCACUUCAUCAAGCGCAACUCCUUGUGGACAGCGGAGGACUAGUGCAAGUGGAUUUUCCUUCAGGUUGGAGGAACGUGCGGAAAAGCGAAGAGAGUUCUUCUCGAAGUUGGAGGAGAAGAUACAUGCAAAGGAAGAAGAGAAGUGCAAUUUGCAAGCCAAAUCCAAGGAAAGCCAAGAGGCUGAGAUUAAACAGUUGCGGAAGAGCUUGAAUUUUAAAGCUACACCGAUGCCAAGUUUCUACAAAGAACCCCCACCAAAAAUGGAGCUGAAGAAGAUUCCAACAACACGUCCCCUAUCUCCAAAGCUUGGAAGGGUUAAAACCUCGAAGAAUGAUUCUUCAGAAAAUGGCGAAACUUGUAAAGAGUCUGGAGCCGCAAAUGGUGAAAAGGCUAAUGCAGUUACUAAAAAGACAAUCAGAAGGAUUUCCACCAACUCCAAGCCUCAGUCUCCCCGGGAAUCAUCUGCAGCAGCUAAAACCGAAGGAAAAUCGGUAAAACCAAAAAUUAGACCACAGAAGUCCCUGCUUGAGAAGGGUUCACCAGAGAAGAAAUCAGAAGUUGUUUUGAAUGAAGAUGUGGAGGACAAUGGACCAGCUUCAAUUCAACCAAAUCCAGAGCUUGAAAUUCCUGUUGUAAGCUAA